AUGCCCGUGUCCGAUGAAGAUGAAGAAGCACGUUUGGAGCAGCUGGUGCAGAAGUACAAGGGCCCACUGUCUUUCUGCUUGUCAGUGUGGACGGUGUUUGUGUGGACGGGUCAAACUGUUGUCAGCUGCAAAAUCUUCAGAUCCUAUUCGCUUCUACGUUCUGAGCUUCAGAAUGUCCUCUUGAGAGCUUUCCAGAAAUUAAAGGUGGACCCUUCCUUGGGCGCAGCAGCUUCCACAACCGCAUCUUCAUCUACGACUUCGGCGUCCGGCAAGACCAAGGGGAAGAAAGGUAAAGAGGAUGGUGGAGUGGCUGCUAUGCCUGCUUUGGAAUUGGCUCAGAGGCUUUGCGCAAGCUUCUCAGGCGAAGCGACCUCAGUGGCCGUUGACGAGACUGGCGACGAUGAUGAAGAUGCAGCACUGAACCGCAUCAUGACCAUUAUGAAGCAGAAGAAGGACUCCAUUGCACAACCUCUCCAGAAGUUUGUGAAAGAGUCGCUACACCUGCCCAUGACUCUUCACAGGGCAGUGUUGAACACAAUUCAAGAAGUGGCAAUGUUGGGGGCUGAAUCCGCCGCCGAGUCCAGCCAGCGACAAUCUUCUUCCGCUUCUACACCUUCUCUCUCCAAGAAAAUGCAGCAGCGGGACAUCAUGGAUUUGCUUAGCCUGAUCAAGAAGAACAUGGAAAGCCAUACUCCUUGCACAUGGUUCUUGUUCGCUAUGGAUGUGACUGAGCUCUAUGGUGCCCGAGGCUUCUUCCCACACGGAACGCAGGAGGUUUUCUUGUCGCCAAAUCAAUUGGAAGAGCUUCUGUGCUUGAGAUGUCGCUACGUCAUCUUCAUUGCUGCAGAGGUCAAGAAUUCUUUCAGUCACAUCAUCAAUUUGCCAGAGAACGUGAAGUCCUUGAUCGAAGGCUUGGCCUCGCUCUUGAAGAUCUUUGCAACAGGCAGCGGUGCCAGGAAACAGGCAAGUAUUGCUGACUCGGCUGAAGAGGAUUUGAAUUACUACGCUGUGGCAAGCCAAUUGAACCAGUUUGACAACUUGCAGCCGCCUUCAUCCUGGGUGUCAUCGUGGGCAACUUUGUUUGCUUCAGCGUCCAACUUGAAAGAUUUGCAGCUCUGGCUCCAGGACCAGAUUGGAUCUUCUGGAGAGCCAAGCCUGAAUCCUUUCUACAACGUCAACGUGGGUCGGAUGGACCAAGUGUCAUUGCAAAAGCAACCCGAUGACCAGAAUGGGGCAGACUCAGCCGAGGUUGAGGUGGCCAAGGGUGGAAAGGCAAAGACUUUGGACGAAACAGACCAAGAGAAGGGCAAGACAGGAGAAGCUGGGGCUCAGCAGGUUUCUGAGGAGAAAGCGGAGAAAGCCGGAGAACUUUCUAUUACCAAGCUUACCAACAUGGUCUGCGUUGAGACUGUGAAUGCAUUCCACGAUAUCACAAACAACAACAAAGACUCCUCUACUCUUUUGCACCUCUCCCAGGAAGCACAAGCUCUCGGCAUUGAUUUCCGAGAAGCUUUCACGGCCGAUGGAAUGAAGGUGUUGGAAAACAAAAUGGCCACGGUCAUGUGGAAGUCUUUUCGGAAGUACUCGACCCAGAACUCGGCUGUUUUCGUGAAUAUGCAGGCUGAGGAUUCGAAAGGCCGAGUGCUAGUGAAAAGGCCUGUUCCUGACACCCUCCAACUCCCAUUUGCUGGGCCGAUUUCUCAAAGCCAGCAAGUGACCAAAGAUGGAAAAGGGUUCUUUCUUUGCCGGAUAUUUGGCAUUCCAUUUUACGCGCCCCACCAACCUUCGGAUGUGAUGCUGCAUGAUGUGAUGGUUCCAGCUUGGGCAGUGAGAAACGCGUCCAAGGCAGACCAAGCCUUCUUUGUUCAGGCCAGCGUGAUGGCAUACAUACCUGAGUGCAUCUCCUCACCAACCCUUUUGGAUGUCGAGCUCAUGUUUGUGGGCUGUGACAUGGACAAGGAUGCAGUGGCCAAUCCUUACUCAAGAGUAUGCUUUGUGGAUUUCGACGUGAACUACCUGAUGCCUUCAACCCUCAUUGAAGAGAGUUUGGCAGCGCAGCACGAGCGCAACAAGGAAAAGGCAGACAAGUUGGCAAAGUCAAUGAUCAAAACCACCCUCAAGCAGCAGAGCAAGGCUCAGAAGCAAAACUCCAGCAAGAAGGGCGCAGGACGAGGAGGUGGCCGCAAGCGCAAAUCGGCUGAGAUGAGCGACAGUGAUCAAGAAACAAAUACUGUCAACGUUGAGGCCCAGGCUGCUAAGGAUGCUGCAUCCAUUUUGGAGAAAGCUGAACAGCAGCAGGGGAAACUUGACAGCCUCUUGGCAGACCAUUUGAAUCAAAUCAAGAUUCCGGAUUACAUCCCCAUCACCCGUCUUGCCACGGUCGAGGAGAAACAAGCAAGGUCAGCAAGGGGCUUGGUUAUCCAAGCUGCACUGGCGCAAGCAGAAGCAGUGAAGGCAGAAGCACAGCAACUUGCCAAAAGCCAGAAACCCAAGAAGGAUGAAUCGCAAGAUGCUGUUGCUCCGCAGCUUGGCAUUCGCGCUUAUGCUGAAUCCUUUGCAAAAAAGACGACUCCUGAUUCGGGCAAGGGCAACCAGAAGGGUUCGAAAGGAAAAGGUCGUGCCUCCGGGAACAACAACAAUGCCGAGGACAAGGACGCCGCCGCGCUUGAGGUAAUGAAGCUUGGUCGGCGUCUACUGAAGUGA
Molecule: messenger RNA, 2703 nt
Organism: Durusdinium trenchii
Lineage: Eukaryota; Dinophyceae; Suessiales; Symbiodiniaceae
Source: the annotation of a GenBank genome assembly